UUCGAGGUCGGUUGGAAUUUUCGAUUGGCGGAGUCUACAAUGGAAAAUCAAUUACAAUUGGCCUUGACCAGUCCUACGACACCGUUCUUGAGCUUGUUCGACUCACAGAAGGAAAUUCUCAAUAGCCAGAUUUAUCAGCUCCAAAACAUCGUUGUACAACAAUGUAACCUCACUGGCGUCAAUCCCCUCUCUCAAGAGAUGGCUGCAGGAUCUCUUUCAAUAAAAAUUGGCAAAAGGCCAAGGGAUCUCCUAAACCCCAAGGCAAUCAAGUAUAUGCAAUCUAUUUUCUCUGUCAAAGACGCAAUCAACAAGAAGGAAAUGCGUGAAAUUAGUGCUCUUUUUGGUGUCACAGUCACACAGGUUCGGGACUUCUUUACAGCUCAGCGCACAAGAGUUAGAAAGUUCCUGAGGUUGUCUAGAGAGAAGCCUAUCAUAACCAAUAUAUCUAUUGAAGGGCCUUGUCUGAUCCCAUUAAGUUCUGAUCCUAGUUCACAAACAGAACCAGUUCCCCUAGAUAGUGCAGUUCCAACCUGUACAGAGGAGGGGCCACCUUAUUUGACACAAGAUGAGGUCCUAACUGCCAUAGAGGAGAGGGAUAGGCAUUUUGUUGAUAAUAUCCUUACUUUAAUGUGUAAGGAAGAAACCUUUUCUGGGAGGGUUAAGCUGAUGGACUGGAUCUUGGAAUUACAAAACCCCUCUGUGCUAUAUUGGUUUUUAACUGAAGGGGGUGUAAUGAUCUUAUCUGCAUGGUUGAGUGAAGCAGCUGGAGAAGAGCAAACCAGCGUUCUUCAUCUCAUCCUGAAGGUACUCUGCCAUCUUCCUUUACACAAAGCAUUUCCUGGACAUAUGUCUGCUAUACUGCAGAGUGUUAACAGUCUGCGAUUUUAUCGGACUCCAGCUAUCUCAGACAGGGCAAGUAUUUUGCUUGCAAGAUGGAGCAACAUAUUUUCAAAGAGCCAGGCUAUGAAGAAACGUAAUGGGGUUAAAUCUGCUAGUGAUAUGCAUGAUGAGUUGUUAUUGCAGCAGAGCAUUAGCGAAGUUGUGGGUAACGAAGUUUGGAACUCAAAAAUUGAGGACGUUGAAGACGCUCGUGCAAACCUCUGUGGGACCUCAGAGAAUUCAAGGAAUUUGGAUUCUCCACAGCCAGUUAAAUUGCUUAUGGCAUCUUCAGAUGACUCUAACAAGAUGCUUAAAGGAGCUUUGGUGACUAAAACUCGAGAGCGCAGAAAAGUUCAGCUAAUGGAACAACCAAGCCAAAGAACAAUGGGAAGAAGCCUAGGAAGACCAGCACCGGCAACUCAAGGCCGCCCACUCUCAGCAGAUGAUAUCCAAAAAGCAAAAAUGCGUGCACAGUUUAUGCAGAGUAAAUAUGGGAAAACUAAUAAUGAUGAGAGUUCUCGGGUGAAGCCUCAAGCUCCAAAUGGAAUUACCUCUUCAUCAAAUGGUAUCUUGCUUGGAGCUCCAAAAUUGCAAGAUCGGCCUAAAGUUGAGGAAUGUGAAAAGCUCAAUAGUGUUGCCUCUAAAGGGCCCAGUCAGCUUGAAAAUCAUCUCAAGUUGAGUUUUGACGUAGAGGAACCUCCAUCGAAAAGGUGCAAGAAAAUGCAGAUCCCUUGGCGGAAACCACCAGGGUUGCAGCUCAGCUAUGCAUGGAAGGUUUGUGCAGGGGGUGAGAGUAAAGAAGUCGACGUUCAGAAUUGGAGAGUCCAUCGAGAGACGGAAGCCAUUUACAGGACAGUCCAGGAAAUCCCAUUGAACCCCAAGGAGCCUUGGGAUCCUGAAAUGAAGCCUGAUGACACAUUAACCACCGAACUCCCGCUUGUGCAAUUACCAGAUGCGGAAGGUGCUGAAACAGCUGUUUUGCCGCAGGAGGACAGAAAAACUGAAGCUGCUGCAUUGGCUAGUACGUCAAAUGGCAUUGCAACUACAGCAAAACCUGAUUUAGAGUUGCUUGCUAUACUGUCAAAUGGCAUUGCAACUACAGCAAAACCGGAUUUAGAGUUGCUUGCUAUACUGCUAAAACAUCCAGGGCUGGUUUAUGAUUUGACGUCUGGCCAAGGUGGAAACUUGUCCAGUGAGCAAAUUGUAAAGCUGCUUGAUUCGAUCAAAGCCAAUGAGAGGAAUUCACUGAGCAUUCAAACAAAUUUAGCCAGAGACGCUGAGAAGAAAGUUGAAGUUCCUCUUCCAUCCCUCACUCUUUCCAGUGAUCCUGGAACGAGUGGAUUGUCAAUGCAGAACUUUGUUAAAAAUCCUUUCUCACAGAGAAGUUCAAUGGUGGUUCCAGAAGCAAAUGAUGUGCCCCAACACGCGGUGUUGGUCCAUUCACAGGAAAUUCAUCAAGCUAGCAGUUUGGUGCAUCAGCAGAUGCCCCUUGUGCCACAAUUGGCCCAACAGUUGGCACUGCUUCAAGCAGCUGCAGGGGCUCAUGGUGUGCCCCAACACGCCCCGUUGGUCCAUUCACAGGAAAUUCAUCAAGCUAGCAGUUUUGUGCAUCAGCAGACGCCCCUUGUGCCACAAUUGGCCCAACAGUCUGCACUGCUUCAGGAAGCUGCAGGGUCUUAUGGUGUGCCCCAACACGCCCCGUUGGUCCAUUCACAGGAAAUUCAUCAAGCUAGCAGUUUUGUGCAUCAGCAGAUGCCCCUUGCGCUACAAUUGGCCCAACAGUCUGCACUGCUUCAGGAAGCUGCAGGGUCUUAUGGAAAUGAUCAUCGACCAUCUCCACUAAAUCCUAGUAUAAACCAGACAGUCCUUGCAAAUCCUAUGCGUUCACAAUUAUCCGCCGCCUCAGGACCAGCAGUAAAUAGAAAUAAUUACUCUUUCUCUGGAUUGACGGAAUACAAUCAACAGAGUGCCACUGCAGCAGCAAGAAUCCAAGGUGUAACAUAUGGUAAUAUUCGAUCUUCGCAAAUGCCUAUAGCUAAUAUACAACAAAGAACUAUUAGCCUACAUGCACCUCAGAUGUCACCACAAAGGCCACAACUACAAACACAGAGGCAACCUGGAUAUGCACCUGAACAUAUGUGGGGGACUAUACCGGGAUCUGCUUUAAAUCGGGGUUAUCCAGAAAAUGCCAUUCCUAACCAUUACAAUCCACAUGUUGCCGGGCAUGUUGAACCAGGAUUACAACAGGCUGCAUGGAGAGGAAACAACAACUAUGGCGAGGGAGCUGGGUUUGAAUCUUGGAGUCUUGAUAAUAGACCUGUUAGGCGUCAGGAACAGGUAGCAAGAUGGAACUACGCAGAACCUCAGAUGAAUAUGAGAGACCGCUACAGACCUGAUUGGUCUGCAUCGUGUGAUCCUGGGCAUUAUUCUGGUUAUCGUGGUCGUGCCGAUGGUGUGAGUAGGAGGCGGGGUGACAGGAGAAGGAGAAGAUAACCGUCAAACG
Solanum verrucosum is the source of this 3382-nucleotide messenger RNA. Its product is annotated as homeobox protein LUMINIDEPENDENS-like. The transcript has 13 exons. NCBI's taxonomy places the organism in Eukaryota, Viridiplantae, Streptophyta, Magnoliopsida, Solanales, Solanaceae. The record is from RefSeq and is a predicted model, not a curated record. Gene Ontology annotation, biological process: vegetative to reproductive phase transition of meristem. Gene Ontology annotation, molecular function: DNA binding. Bases 40 to 3372 code for a protein of 1110 amino acids. Gene Ontology annotation, cellular component: nucleus.